Messenger RNA from Suillus discolor, 1443 nucleotides. RefSeq names its product P-loop containing nucleoside triphosphate hydrolase protein. The transcript has 2 exons. Gene Ontology annotation, molecular function: GTP binding. Gene Ontology annotation, biological process: tRNA methylation; tRNA wobble uridine modification. NCBI's taxonomy places the organism in Eukaryota, Fungi, Basidiomycota, Agaricomycetes, Boletales, Suillaceae. Gene Ontology annotation, cellular component: cytoplasm. The record is from RefSeq and is a predicted model, not a curated record. The annotation marks the transcript as partial.
CUCAUGGCGGGCAAGGAGGUAGCUCACACAUCUCCUGACAUGCAACGCUGUACGUUGCAGUGGAAAGAGUAUACUAUCGACUUCGAGGGUGCCUCGUAUAUGGUUUUCGAUACCAUCGGGCUCGAGGAACCGCAACUGGGGAUCAAAGAAUACCUCGAAUCUGUCGAAAACGCCUAUAAGCUCGUCAGGGAAUUGGAUGAUAAAGGCGGGAUCGAUUUGCUUCUCUUCUGCGUUCGCGCCGGCAGAGUCACUGCUACGCUUCAAAGCAAUUAUCGGCUCUUUCACGAAUUCCUCUGCGAGAAGAAGGUUCCAAUUGUUCUUGCGAUCACGAACCUCGAAAGAGAGCAGAGGAUGGAGGAAUGGUGGGAGAGAAACGAGGGCACCUUCGACAGGUAUCAGAUAAAGGUCGCGGGUCAUGCAUGCAUCACCGCCGCCAACAGAUUGGACGGCAGACACAAAGUUCUUUAUGAACAAUCGCGCAUCACGAUCCGUAACCUUGUUAGGGAAUUUACUGCCGACGGGCAGAAGCAGGCAUGGACAGGAGGGCACAACCUGUUCGUGUCGUUGAUGCGCAGGCUGAAGGAGUUACUCACAGGGGGUUCGCAUCUGACAAGGAAGGAUCUUGUUCCUCAUCUCACGAAGCGUUGUGGUAUAUCUCCAGACGUUGCAAAACAAGAGGACAGGAAUAAAACUAUCGUACUUUUUGGGGAGACGGGAGCAGGCAAAAGCUCACUCAUCAACCUCAUGGCGGGAGAGGAGGUAGCACACACAUCUCCUGACAUGCAACGCUGUACGUUGCAGUGGAAAGAGUAUACUAUCGACUUCGAGGGUGCCUCGUAUAUGGUUUUCGAUACCAGCGGGCUUGAAGAACCUCAGCUGGGAACUAAAGAGUAUCUCGAGUCUGUCGACAACGCCUAUAAGCUCAUCAAGGAAUUGGAUGGACGAGGCGGCAUUGAUCUGCUUCUAUUCUGCAUUCGCGCCAGCAAAGUCACUGCUACGCAUCAAAGUAAUUAUCGGCUUUUUCACGAAUUCCUCUGCGAGAAGAAGGUUCCAAUUGUUCUUGCGAUCACGAACCUCGAAAGAGAGCAGAGGAUGGAGGAUUGGUGGGAGAGAAACGAGGGCACCCUCAACAAGUCUCAGAUAAAGGUCGCUGGUCAUGCGUGCAUUACCGCCGCCAGUGGAUUGGAAGGCAGACACAAAGUCCUUUAUGAAGAAUCGCGCGUCACGAUCCGCAGCCUUGUCAAGAAUUUUACUGCCGACGGGCAGAAGCAGGCAUGGAUAGGAGGGGACAACCUGUUUGUGUCGUUGAUGCGCAAGCUGAAGGGGUUAAUUAUAGGGAGUUCGAAUGUCAGAAGGAAGGAUCUUGUCCCUCAUCUCACGAAGCGUUGUGGCAUAUCUCCAGACGUCGCACAACAGGUGGCUAAUAUGAUCAAGCAAAACUAG